Acaulospora colombiana is the source of this 403-nucleotide messenger RNA. The record is from the annotation of a GenBank genome assembly. Lineage: Eukaryota; Fungi; Glomeromycota; Glomeromycetes; Diversisporales; Acaulosporaceae.
AUUGCCGCUGCGAAUGAGAAAUUGCUGCAAAAUCUUAUGGAUGCCACUACGGAUUUUUAUAACAGCUUGGCACUUGAUAAUAGCAAUAAAAUAAAUGCCUUGAAUAAUAAGAUUUCAGAUAUGCAAAAUGAUAUGAAAGACAUAGCCGAAGAUUUAAAGUCUUUUAUAGAAAUUAUGUUGUUGCAGAAGGGGGGCGAUGACGAUCUGACAGAUGAUGCCAUUAAGGAUUUGAAAAUUAAUCCAUCUUUCUUUAAUGAAGAUGAGGAGAAGAAGAUGGAGGAAGUCACGCGAUACAACAUCCGGAAACGUAUCUACAUUGGAAACGAAGUUGCAGUGAAAAAACUACAAAGUUUUGAAUUGGAUAAAGAGAAAAAGAAAAUUGAAAAGACCGCAAAAAUCAUCA